Dovyalis caffra is the source of this 2787-nucleotide messenger RNA. The record is from the annotation of a GenBank genome assembly. NCBI's taxonomy places the organism in Eukaryota, Viridiplantae, Streptophyta, Magnoliopsida, Malpighiales, Salicaceae.
AUGGCUCUCUCUGCUGCUUCGAUCUCGAAUACUUCCCGCAUUCUCUCUCCUUCUUCCUUUACAUUUUCUCAGCUUAACAACAACAAACUGACGAAGAUCUCUCCUUCUCAUUUCUCUACUUUAUCUCUUACUCCUCGCUCUUCGCUCUCCAGGAGGAGUUUUGUUUCCCAGAGGGGAAGAAGGGAGUCUUCGCACGUCCAUGUCUCGUGUUCGGUUAAAGCGGUUUUGCUGGAUGAAUCGAAGGAAAAGGCUCACCUUCUGAAAGGUGAUAUGUGGUCAGUUCAUAAGUUUGGUGGUACCUGUGUGGGAAGCUCGGAGAGAAUCAAGAACGUAGCAGAAAUUAUUGUUAAGGAUAGCUCAGAAGGGAAGUUAGUGGUUGUAUCGGCCAUGUCAAAGGUGACAGACAUGAUGUAUGAUCUCAUAAACAAGGCGCAAUCACGGGAUGAUUCCUAUGUAUCUGCUUUAGAUGCUGUUUUUGAAAAGCAUAAACUAACAGCAAUGGAUCUUCUUGAUGGUGAUGAUCUUGCUAGCUUUUUGUCCCGGUUACAUAAUGAUAUUAACAACCUCAAAGCCAUGCUUCGUGCAAUAUACAUAGCUGGUCAUGCGACGGAGUCUUUUUCCGACUUUGUUGUAGGACAUGGGGAGUUGUGGUCUGCACAGAUGUUGUCAUACCUUGUUAGAAAGAAUGGGCUAGAUUGUGAAUGGAUGGAUACAAGAGAAGUGCUUACUGUAAAUCCCUCUGGUUCUAAUCAAGUUGAUCCUGAUUUUGUGAAGUCUGAAAAAAGACUUGAAGAAUGGUUCUCUCGACAUCCAUCAAAGACAAUUGUUGCAACUGGUUUCAUAGCCAGUACGCCUCAAAAUAUUCCGACAACUUUGAAGCGGGAUGGAAGUGACUUCUCUGCAGCUAUAAUUGGUGCCUUGUUGAGGGCUCGCCAAGUCACAAUUUGGACUGAUGUUGAUGGGGUAUACAGUGCAGACCCCAGAAAAGUUAGUGAGGCUGUAAUACUAAGGACAUUGUCUUACCAAGAGGCUUGGGAAAUGGUGAACUUCGCCACUCUUCUUGUACCUUCCUAUUUUGGGGCAAAUGUCUUACAUCCCCGAACUAUUUUGCCUGUGAUGCGAUAUGACAUCCCCAUUAUGAUAAGGAAUAUUUUUAACCUCUCUGCUCCUGGGACAAUGAUCUGCUGGCCUGCUGAGAAUGAAGAUGGCCAGAAAUUGGAGUCAGCUGUCAAAGGUUUUGCAACUAUUGACAAUGUGGCUCUUGUGAAUGUUGAGGGAACUGGAAUGGCUGGUGUUCCUGGUACAGCUAGUGCCAUUUUCGGUGCUGUGAAAGAUGUGGGAGCUAACGUUAUUGUUAUAUCCCAGGCUAGUAGUGAGCAUUCUGUGUGCUUUGCUGUGCCUGAGAAGGAAGUGACAGCUGUUGCUGAGGCUUUGAAGUCUAGAUUUCGUGAAGCUUUGAAUGCUGGACGUCUUUCCCAGGUUGCAGUCAUUCGAAAUUGUAGCAUUUUGGCAGCAGUUGGCCAGAAAAUGGCUAGCACACCUGGAGUCAGUGCUACUCUUUUCAAUGCUCUGGCUAAGGCUAACAUUAAUGUCCGAGCCAUAGCUCAAGGUUGCUCUGAAUACAAUAUUACGGUUGUUAUUAAGCGUGAAGAUUGUAUAAGGGCUUUAAGAGCUGUCCACUCGAGGUUUUAUUUCUCGAAAACCACAAUAGCAAUGGGAAUUAUUGGACCUGGUUUGAUUGGUGCCACAUUACUUGACCAGCUAAGAGAUCAGGCAGCAUUCCUUAAGGAAGAUUUUAACAUUGAUUUGCGUGUUAUGGGAAUCACGGGCUCGAGAACAAUGCUUUUGAGUGAUGUUGGAAUUGACUUGUCAAGUUGGAGAGAACUUGUAAAGUAUAAAGGCGAAGUGGCUGAGCUGGAGAAAUUCAGUCAACAUGUACAUGGAAAUCAUUUUAUUCCAAAUACUGUUUUAGUAGACUGUACAGCAGACUCUAGUGUUGCAAGUUGUUAUCAUGAUUGGUUGCGCAGAGGAAUUCACGUAAUCACUCCAAACAAAAAGGCAAAUUCAGGACCACUUGAUCAGUAUUUGAAACUGAGAGCUCUUCAAAGGCAAUCCUAUACACAUUACUUUUAUGAGGCAACUGUUGGAGCUGGCCUUCCAAUUAUUAGCACUUUACGAGGUCUCCUUGAAACUGGGGAUAAAAUACUGCGCAUUGAAGGAAUUUUCAGUGGAACUUUGAGUUAUAUUUUCAACAACUUCAUAGGCGCACGAGCAUUUAGCGAUGUCGUGGCAGAAGCAAAGCAGGCAGGAUAUACUGAACCUGAUCCAAGGGAUGAUCUAUCUGGAACGGAUGUUGCCAGAAAGGUGAUUAUUCUUGCCAGAGAAUCUGGUUUAAAGUUGGAGCUUUCUGAUAUCCCUGUUCAAAGUCUUGUCCCUGAACCACUGAGAGCUGUUGCAUCUGCUGAAGAGUUUAUGCAGCAGUUACCACAAUUCGACAAUGAAAUGGCUAGGGCGAGACAAGAGGCUGAGGAUGCAGGGGAUGUACUGAGGUAUGUUGGGGUGGUGGAUGCGGUGAGUCAAGAAGGGAGUGUCGAGUUGCGAAGAUACAAGAAAGAUCACCCAUUUGCACAGCUCGCUGGUUCUGACAACAUAAUAGCUUUCACAACUACAAGGUAUAAAGAACAGCCUCUGAUUGUUCGUGGACCUGGUGCUGGGGCUCAAGUCACAGCUGGUGGAAUAUUCAGUGACAUAUUGCGACUGGCCUCUUACCUUGGUGCUCCAUCAUAA